Messenger RNA from Ricinus communis (castor bean), 2675 nucleotides. Its product is annotated as subtilisin-like protease SBT4.14. The coding region runs from base 278 to 2515 and encodes 745 amino acids. Gene Ontology annotation, biological process: proteolysis. Gene Ontology annotation, molecular function: serine-type endopeptidase activity. NCBI's taxonomy places the organism in Eukaryota, Viridiplantae, Streptophyta, Magnoliopsida, Malpighiales, Euphorbiaceae. The transcript has 11 exons. The record is from RefSeq and is a predicted model, not a curated record.
AAAAAGGUAUUACAGACAUGAAAGAAAAAUAGAAGUGUUUACAGGAAAAGAAAAAUGGCUAAACAUAUAUAGUUAUACAAGAUGAAGCAAUCCUUGACAUCGACUAGAGCAUUUUUGUUAUCUUUUAAGGUUUCUAAACCCCUAAUACCUCAACAUCAAAAAUACCCCAAGAUGUUAAGUUUACGUUUCCUAUUCUUAUCCCUUUCCAAGGUUUCUUAAGCUGCUGCUAUUAAUACACAAGAAGCCAUAGACAAAGCCACUAAUCCUGAUAGCUAGUAUGUCGAAAGAGAAAAUUUUCCCCUCUCUCCCUCUUAUCUUGAUCUUGACCUUGACAGGGCUUCUUGCUGCAGAAGCCGGAGAUGGAGAUGAUAAGGAAAUCUACAUUGUUUUUCUUGGAGAUCAGCCAGUAAACCAUAUCUCUACAGUACAAAAACAUAUAGAUAUUCUCUCAUCUGUCAAGAGAAGCGAUGAUGAUGCUGUGGACUCAAUCGUCUACAGCUACACAAAGAGCUUUAAUGCGUUUGCAGCAAAGUUAUCUAAAGCUGAAGCCACCAAGUUAUCAAGCCUGGACCAAGUUCUUUCUGUGUUCCCAAAUAGGUACCACAAGCUCCACACUACCAAAUCAUGGGAUUUUAUUGGACUUCCUAACACAGCAAGAAGAAAGUUGAAAAUGGAGAGAGACAUAAUUGUUGGUCUACUUGAUACAGGGAUUACCCCACAAUCUGAGAGUUUCAAGGGCGAUGGCUUUGGUCCUCCACCAAAGAAAUGGAAAGGCACUUGUGGUCGCUUUGCUAAUUUCUCAGGAUGCAACAACAAACUUAUAGGAGCUAGAUACUUCAAGCUGGACGGCAAUCCAGACCCCAACGACAUAUUAUCUCCAGUCGAUGUGGAUGGCCAUGGGACUCACACCUCUUCAACCUUAGCAGGCAAUGAAAUUCCCGAUGCAAGCUUAUUUGGGCUAGCAAAAGGUGCAGCUCGUGGUGCAGUGCCAGCCUCCAGGGUAGCAAUGUACAAAGUAUGCUGGGCAAGCUCAGGCUGCUCGGAUAUGGACAUACUUGCAGCAUUUGAAGCUGCCAUAAACGAUGGUGUUGAUGUUAUCUCAGUUUCUAUAGGCGGAGCAACUGCUGAUUAUGCAACGGAUACAUUUGCAAUAGGUGCAUUCCAUGCCAUGAGGAAGGGUAUUAUUACAGUGGCCUCUGCUGGGAAUGAUGGACCAAUGUCCGGCACUGUGGCAAACCAUGCCCCAUGGCUCUUAACCGUGGCUGCUAGUGGGAUUGAUAGGCAGUUUAGGAACAAAGUUGUGUUGGGUAAUGGGAAGACUAUCUCAGGAGUUGGGGUGAACGCUUUUGAGCCAAAUCAAAAAUUAUAUCCACUUGUUAGUGGAGCUGAUGCAGCGACUAACUCAGCCAGCAAGAGCAGGGCAAGGUUUUGUCUGGAUGAAUCGAUGGACUCUAACAAGGUGAAGGGCAAGCUCGUUUACUGCGAACUACAAAUGUGGGGUUCUGAUUCUGUCGUAAAAGGAAUUGGAGGGGUAGGAGCUAUUAUUGAAAGUGCGCAAUAUCUGGAUGCUGCCCAAAUUUUCAUGACGCCAGGGACGAUGGUUAAUGUCACUGUUGGUGAUACCAUUAAUGAUUAUAUACAUUCCACAAAAUCACCGUCAGCUGUGAUAUACAGAUCCCACGAAGUAAAAAUCCCAGCUCCAUUUAUUGCUUCAUUUUCAUCUCGUGGACCAAAUCCAGGAUCGAAACUUCUCCUCAAGCCUGAUAUAGCAGCACCAGGAAUUGAUAUUCUGGCAUCUUACACUCCCUUGCAUUCACUAACUGGCCUGAAAGGCGAUACGCAGUAUUCAAAAUUCACACUCAUGUCUGGUACUUCCAUGGCCUGUCCGCAUGUUGCUGGUGUAGCCGCCUAUAUAAAGUCAUUCCAUCCAAACUGGAGUGCAGCUGCUAUAAAAUCUGCCAUUCUGACCACAGCUAAACCUAUGAGUGCAAGAGUAAACAGCGAGGCGGAAUUUGCCUACGGUGCUGGCCAAUUGAAUCCGAGUAGAGCUAGAAGCCCUGGAUUAGUGUAUGACAUGGAUGAAAUGUCUUACAUUCAAUUUUUAUGUCAUGAAGGCUACACUGGAUCCUCUCUAGCUGUUUUAAUUGGCUCGAAAUCCAUAAAUUGUUCCUCGUUGCUACCUGGACUUGGCUAUGAUGCUAUUAACUAUCCGACUAUGCAUCUGAGUGCAAGAAACGACAAGCAGCCAACAAUUGGAGUCUUUCGAAGGACAGUAACCAACGUAGGUCCUUCUACUUCCUUUUACAAUGCCACCAUUAAGGCUCCUAAAGGAGUGGAAAUUACAGUAGUUCCUGCGAGUCUUUCUUUCUCUCGUACCUUGCAAAAGAGGAGUUUUAAGGUUGUGGUUAAGGCAAAGCCUAUGUCAAGUGGACAAAUCUUGUCAGGUUCAGUUGCUUGGAAAAGUUCUCGUCAUGUAGUAAGGAGCCCAAUUGUCGUUUACAAGCCACUGGACUAAUAAUCGAAAUUAGACUAUCAAACAUACGCAAAAUUGUACGUAGCAAGAACAUUAAGGAUUGAACAAAAGAGAAGAAAAAAAACUUAAUGUAUAGUGCAUUGGUGUAUGUUUGUGAUCUUAUAUGCUCAUAUAAUACGGGAAAUUGAUAUUUCUUGCUAAA